Molecule: messenger RNA, 1533 nt
Organism: Kluyveromyces lactis
Lineage: Eukaryota; Fungi; Ascomycota; Saccharomycetes; Saccharomycetales; Saccharomycetaceae
Gene: THR4
Product: threonine synthase THR4
Exons: 1
Coding region: 1-1533 (510 amino acids)
Biological process (GO): L-threonine biosynthetic process
Molecular function (GO): threonine synthase activity; pyridoxal phosphate binding
Source: RefSeq, a predicted model, not a curated record
AUGUCACAAAGCUAUAGAUCUACGAGGUCAUCCGAUCCUGCUACCAAAACUUUUGAGGAAGCUAUUAUUCAAGGUUUAGCUUCGGAUGGUGGUUUGUUUAUCCCAUCCAUUAUUCCUCAAGUCUCUAAAUCAGAGUUGUUUGAUAAAUGGUCUAAGUUGUCCUUCCAGGAUUUAGCUUUUGAAAUCAUGAAACUUUAUGUUUCUUCAGAUGAAAUUCCAGAAGCCGACUUAAAGGAUUUGAUUACUAGAUCUUACUCUACUUUCCGUUCUCAUGAUGUUACCCCGUUAGCCAAGAAUGUCACUGGCUCUAAUGAAAAUCUUCAUGUCCUAGAGCUUUUCCAUGGACCAACUUACGCAUUUAAAGAUGUUGCUUUACAAUUUGUGGGUAACCUGUUUGAAUAUUUCUUGCAAAGACAUAACGAUGGAUUACCAGCCGACCAAAGAAAGAAAAUUACAGUGGUCGGUGCAACUUCUGGUGACACUGGUUCUGCUGCCAUUUAUGGUCUAAGAGGUAAGAAGGAUGUUGCUGUUUUCAUUCUUUACCCAACAGGUAGAAUCUCCCCAAUUCAAGAAGAACAAAUGACCACCGUUCCUGACAAAAACGUGCAAACCUUAUCCGUUAAAGGCACUUUCGAUAACUGUCAAGACAUUGUCAAGGCUAUCUUUGGUGACAAGGAAUUCAACUCUAAACACAAUGUUGGAGCUGUGAACUCGAUUAAUUGGGCUAGAAUUUUGGCUCAAAUCACAUAUUACUUCUAUUCCUAUUUCAAAGCUACUACCGGUAAAGAAGAAAAAGUGAAGUUUGUUGUUCCAUCAGGAAAUUUCGGUGAUAUUCUAGCUGGUUACUAUGCUAAGAAGAUGGGUUUACCUGUUGAGAAGCUAGUUAUUGCCACUAAUGAAAAUGACAUUUUGGACAGAUUUUUGAAGAAUGGUGUGUAUGAAAGAUCGGACGAUGUCGCUGCUACACUAUCUCCAGCCAUGGAUAUCUUAAUUUCUUCUAACUUUGAAAGACUACUUUGGUACUUGGCUCGUGAAUAUGUGGCCUCUGGAGACGAUUUGAAAGCAGGUGAAACUGUUAACAACUGGUUCCAAGAAUUGAAAUCCAAGGGUAAGUUCGAUGUUCCCGCUUCCUUGAUUGAUGGCGCCAAGAAAGAUUUCGAUUCCGAACGAGUCAGCAAUGAAGAAACUACAGCUACCAUAAAGCAAGUUUACGAGCAAUCGGUCAAUCCAAAGCAUUACAUCAUAGAUCCACAUACCGCCGUCGGUAUUUGCGCCACCAAAACGCAAAUCACAAAGGAUAAUGAUAACACUAUCAAUUAUAUCUCUUUAUCCACUGCACACCCAGCUAAGUUUGCCGAUGCUGUUAACGAGGCUCUUUCCAGCUUUGAUGGUUACAGUUUUGAAAAGGAUGUUUUACCAGAAGAACUCAAGAAGCUAUCUACAUUGGGGAAAAAGCUAAAAUUGGUGGAAAAGGCGGAUAUUGAACUGGUCAAACAAACCAUCGAAGAAGAGUUAGUGAAGAUGGAAGUUUAA